Molecule: messenger RNA, 923 nt
Organism: Lolium perenne
Lineage: Eukaryota; Viridiplantae; Streptophyta; Magnoliopsida; Poales; Poaceae
Source: RefSeq, a predicted model, not a curated record
GAGUCUGUGUAGGAGUAGCGUGCAUUUAAGAAAACCAAUUGACCUCCCUCUCUCCGUAUGUCAUUUCCCCUAUAAAUACUUGCAAACCUCUUCUUCUUCCCCCACCACAUCAGCACAAAGGAAGCAUCCUCACUUUUCGAGCUUGUAAAUCAUCACAGGGAAAUUCAAAGACAACGUACGGUACCUGACCGACAGCGACCGCCAGGAAGAAGAUGAGCCGAGCCAACGGCGGGAGGGGGGCACGGCGCCUGGACCUGAAGCUGAACCUGUCUCUGCCGGCGCGCGGCGACUCGUCAUCAGCGUCGAGGAGGAUUCUGGCGGCGCCGGCGGACGAGGAGUCGUCGCCGAGCUCGUGCGUGUCGUCGGAGAGCGAGCAGCACGGCGGUGGCGGCGCUUUGCAGUGGUCGGACAGUCCCGAGGCGACGUCCAUGGUGCUGGCGGCCUGCCCGCGCUGCUUCAUCUACGUCAUGCUCGCGGAGGCCGACCCGCGGUGCCCCAAGUGCCGCAGCCCCGUCAUCCUCGACUUCCUGCACGGCGGCAGCGGCAGCGGCAACGGCAACGGUAACGAGGACGAUGAGAGCAACAAUCGCAACCGCCGUGGCAGGAGGAAUAGGAAGGAAUGAAUGAUGGACGCAAAGAAGAGCCGGGCGUGAUCGGUUGCUCGCGAAUGGGCAACCACGCAGCACAGCAGCAAGAAGAUUUCAAGAUCACCAGGGAGAACAAGUGGAGCGAUCACAAGAUGAUCCUAGGCCGGUCCCAGCAGUUUGAUCUCAGUUUUUAGUAGCGACUCGCAGUGUUAAGUAGUAAUUCCUGUGCUUCGUUCUCCAGUGUAACCAUGAUAUGUCAGUGCAACGUUUUCACAUCACGGAUACACUGGAGAAAAUACCGCAUAAUAUCAUCUCCCAUGGCAUGCAUAGCUAGUA